Balaenoptera musculus (blue whale) is the source of this 1815-nucleotide messenger RNA. RefSeq names its product growth hormone releasing hormone receptor (gene GHRHR). Gene Ontology annotation, cellular component: plasma membrane. Bases 89 to 1360 code for a protein of 423 amino acids. Gene Ontology annotation, biological process: positive regulation of cell population proliferation; adenylate cyclase-activating G protein-coupled receptor signaling pathway; cell surface receptor signaling pathway. Lineage: Eukaryota; Metazoa; Chordata; Mammalia; Artiodactyla; Balaenopteridae. The record is from RefSeq and is a predicted model, not a curated record. Gene Ontology annotation, molecular function: growth factor binding; growth hormone-releasing hormone receptor activity; peptide hormone binding. The transcript is spliced from 13 exons.
GCUGGCAGCGGCGGCAGGAGCAGGGGACCGUGGGCAGGAGAGCGGGGCUCACCGAGGCUGACCGAGGAGCCGCUGCCACGCCCCUGCCAUGGACAGCAAGGUGUGGGGUGCCUGCCUCCUCUGCUUGCUGCGCCCCUUACCCAUCGUACUGGGCCACGUGCACCCAGAGUGUGACUUCAUCACCCAGCUGAGAGAGGAUGAGCGAGCUUGUCUACAAGCAGCAGAGGGGAUGUCCAACUCCACCUUGGGCUGCCCUAGGACCUGGGAUGGGCUGCUGUGCUGGCCGACGGCAGGCUCUGGCGAGUGGGUGAGCCUCCCCUGCCCGGCUUUCUUCUCUCACUUCAGCUCAGAACCAGGGGCCGUGAAACGGGAUUGCACCAUCACGGGCUGGUCUGAGCCCUUCCCGCCCUAUCCUGAGGCCUGUCCUGUGCCCCUGGAGCUGCUAACUGAAGAGAAAUCCUACUUCUUCACUGUGAGGAUCAUCUACACCAUGGGCCAUAGCGUCUCUGCCGUGGCCCUCUUCAUGGCCAUCACCAUCCUGGUUGCCCUCAGGAGGCUCCACUGCCCCAGGAACUACAUCCACACCCAGCUGUUCAUCACCUUUAUUCUCAAGGCGGGAGCUGUGUUCCUGAAGGAUGCCACCCUCUUUCACGGCGAGAACACGGACCACUGCAGCUUCUCCACUGUUCUGUGCAAGGUCUCCGUGGCCACCUCCCAUUUCGCCACCAUGACCAACUUCAGCUGGCUGCUGGCAGAAGCUGUCUACCUGACCUGCCUCUUGGCCUCCACGUCACCCAGCACAAGGAGAACCUUCUGGUGGCUGGUCCUUGCUGGCUGGGGGCUUCCCCUGCUCUUCACCGGCAUGUGGGUGGGUUGCAAGUUGGCCUUUGAGGAUGUUGCGUGCUGGGACCUGGACGACAGCUCCCCCUAUUGGUGGAUCAUCAAAGGACCCAUCGUCCUUUCCGUUGGGGUGAACUUUGGGCUUUUUCUCAAUAUUAUCCGUAUCUUGCUGAGGAAACUGGAGCCAGCUCAGGGCAGCCUCCACACCCAGCGUCAGUACUGGCGUCUCUCCAAGUCAACCCUUCUCCUCAUCCCGUUGUUUGGAAUUCACUACGUCAUCUUCAACUUCCUGCCUGACAGUGCUGGCCUAGGCAUUCGCCUCCCCCUGGAGCUGGGACUGGGUUCCUUCCAGGGCUUCAUUGUUGCCAUCCUGUACUGCUUCCUCAACCAAGAGGUGAGGACUGAGAUCUCACGGAGGUGGCGUGGCCAUGAUCCUGAACUUCUGCCAGCCUGGAGGACUCAUGCCAAGUGGACGAUGCCUUCCCGCUCAAGGGCGAAGGUGCUGACAUCUGUGUGCUAGGCUGGCCACAUCACGUGACUGGAAUCCACACCUGAACUUGGGCAGCUACACGGGCCCACCACCCUUCAGAGGAGUGGGAGCAGCGUCCCCUGGGAACCCUCAGUUGAUGCCUCCACCCAAGCUGCUGCCCAGCCCUUCUUCCCUGUCCUGCCCCUGACUCUUUUCGCCCGGGUCUCUGUGUGUCCACCUCUGACUUCCUUGGUUCCUGUCUGUUCUUCUCAUGUUCCUCUUCCUGGAGUCUGGGCCAUAGCCCAACGCCAGAGGAGCCAAUAAACUUGUAAAUGAAUAGAUACACGUUUGAGUGAAACCAUGCGCCUCUGCAGGGGAGGGGUCUGUAGGCUUUAUUUGAACCCCCGGUGCAGACGUGCAUUUAUCGCGUCUCAGUUCAUGUCACGUCCCCAUCACUUGUCUGUGCAAGGAUGCUCAUGUUUAAUUCAUUAAAAAAAUGUGUUCUC